Messenger RNA from Arvicanthis niloticus (Nile rat), 4139 nucleotides. It is a transcript of the gene Mospd2, whose product is annotated as motile sperm domain containing 2. Gene Ontology annotation, cellular component: endomembrane system; endoplasmic reticulum-endosome membrane contact site. NCBI's taxonomy places the organism in Eukaryota, Metazoa, Chordata, Mammalia, Rodentia, Muridae. The record is from RefSeq and is a predicted model, not a curated record.
UUCCUUCUACGUUCCGGUGUCACGCGACCCCCCUCCCCCUCCCUCCCUUCUUGGUCUACCUUUGGGCUGGGCUGGCUGGUGAUGAGGCACUUGGCUGCCGGCUGUGGAAGGAGCGACGGCUACGACUACAAUCGAUUCCGCGACUGUGACCAUGGCCGAGAAUAACGCUCAGAAUAAAGCCAAGCUAAUCUCUGAGACCCGGCGGAGAUUCGAAGCUGAGUAUGUGACAGAAAAGUCAGAAAAAUACGAUCCACGUGAUAUUGAAAGGCUCCAGCAAGAUGAUAACUGGGUUGAAAGUUACUUACAUGGGAGACAUAACAUUGUGGAUGAAACACUGAAGAUGCUUGACGAGAGUUUUCAGUGGAGGAAAGAAUUCUCUGUCAAUGACCUUAGUGAAUCCUCUAUUCCAAGAUGGUUAUUAGAACUUGGUGGUAUUUAUCUCCACGGUUAUGACAAAGAAGGUAACAAAUUAUUCUGGAUCAGAGUGAAGUAUCACAUAAAAGACCAGAAAACCAUAAUGGACAAGAAGAAGCUCAUAGCAUUCUGGUUGGAACGAUAUGCCAAGAGAGAAAAUGGGAAGCCUAUCACAGUGAUGUUUGACAUGUCCGAAACUGGACUCAAUAGCAUAGACAUGGAGUUUGUACGAUUUAUCAUCAACUGCUUUAAGGUGUAUUACCCCAAAUACCUCUCAAAAAUAGUGAUCUUUGAUAUGCCUUGGAUAAUGAAUGCUGCUUUCAAAAUUGUGAAAAGCUGGCUUGGCCCUGAAGCAGUAAGCUUGUUGAAGUUUACAAGUAAGAAUGAAAUCCAGGAGUAUGUCAGUGUGGAAUACCUACCUCCUCACAUGGGUGGGACAGAUCCUUUCAAGUAUAGCUACCCACCACUGGUAGAUGAUGACUUCCAGACACCACUAUGUGAAAAUGGGCCAAUUGCCAGUGAGGAUGAAACCUCAAGUAAAGAAGAUAUAGAAGGUGAUGGUAAGGAAACCUUGGAAACAAUUUCUAAUGAGGAACAACCAGCUGUGUCCGAAAAGAGUAACCCAACUGAGUCUGCUUCCAAAAAAGAUGAAACUGAAAAAGUUGAUUCAAAGACGAAAACUUUUAAAAAGCCAUUGAGUGUUUUUAAAGGACCCUUAUUACACAUCAGCCCAGCAGAGGAAUUAUAUUUUGGAAGCAUUGAGUCUGGAGAGAAGAAAACUCUGAUAGUGUUGACAAAUGUCACCAAAAAUAUCGUGGCCUUUAAGGUGAGAACCACAGCUCCAGAAAAAUACAGAGUCAAGCCAAGCAACAGCAGCUGUGAUCCCGGAGCUUCGGUUGAUAUCAUUGUGUCUCCACAUGGCGGCUUAACAGUCUCUGCCCAAGACCGGUUUCUGAUAAUGGCUGCUGAAAUGGAGCAGUCCUCUAGCACGGGGCCUGCAGAACUGACUCAGUUCUGGAAGGAAGUUCCAAGAAGCAAAGUGAUGGAACACAGGUUAAGAUGCCAUACAGUUGAGAGCAGUAAACCGAACAGUCUCAUCCUGAAGGACAGCGUUUCUGCCAUGUCAGAUAAAACCAGUGAAGAUCUGUACCUCCAACUCAAUCGUUUACUAGAAAGCAAUAGGAAACUUGAAGACCAACUGCAGCGCUCUAUCUGGUUCCAACAGCUACUGCUUGCCUUAACAAUGGUCUUGCUUGCUUUUGUUGUUUCUUUCUUUUAUUCAUUAUACAAUUAAACAAGUGGCACCUGGUUGAAACCAAAAAACUCCUUCAGACAUUAUCUGGAGAAGGUAUACAGACCCCACCCAAACUUUUCCACCCAGCUACCAGAACUACUGUACAUCUGGGCUUCCUACAAGGAAAUAUGCAGCACAUAGAAGGGUGCCUAUCUAAUAAGUUAUUUGGCUAGAGAGAUGGUCAAGGCAUUGAUUAUUAGAGACUAUAGCUAGUUAGGAAACUAAGUAAAGGUAUUUGCAUUAUAUAAAUUGAUAGCUUAAAUGUAAUUUAUUUUUCUUUUUGAUUUGAAUGCUUUCAAAGCAAAGUUUUAUCAUGUAAAUACACUAGGCGAGCUGAAAAGUCUAAGUAAUAACGCUUUGUUGUGGCCAAAAGAAAAUGUAGUCUGCUUUUUUUUUAAAUUACAGAAUUACUAGCUGAGCUGACUUAUUAGUUUUUCUAUGCUAUGUAUGUAAAAUAUGUAUAUUAAAAAGGAAGCAUACUUAAACAGAGUAAUUUAUGUAAUCAUGACUUUGUAACUUGGAGAACUACUUCCAGAUGAUAGUCAAUAUUCUUUUGGAAUGGAAAGCUAUUUAAUGCCAAACCUCCUUAGCCUUUGUUUCUAGGUGUCACUGAGCAGCCUGCCUCUUACUAAUCUGGGCUCUUUAAUGAAGACUCUGUUUUUGAUACAAUAUGAAAAGCUACAUGUGGUUGGAUUUUCUUUGAUUUCUCUUAUCAGUGCCCAGAAGGAAUGCCUCUGAAAGAGGCUCCCGUUCUAGUCAAUUCUAUGCAGUUUCAUGCCUGUCCAUAUGUUUGGACACUGAACCUUUUGCCUGGUUUAUUAUAAGGGCCUACUUUUCCAUUGUUCUGUCUUCAUCUUCAUUCCAGGGCAAAGGAGUCUCCUCUGUGGACUACAAGUUAUGCCACCUUCACCCUCAUUUUUUAAAUGAAAGGCAUUACGUAACAUUUUUGAAAGUCUAGUUGUUUUAGAUGUCUAUUACAAUAAGUAACCUUGGGUUCCAGAUGGUCCUUGUUAAAAUUGUUGGUAAGAAGGAAACUUUGAAAAGUAUCAUGUGUGCAAAAGGAAAAGCAAAGCAGAGAGGCUUAGCGAAUGGGAACUCUCUCUCUCCCAGUGGCUUCUGUGGCCCACUUGAUACUCUGCCUUUGUCAUUCUUAGACUCACUCAUAUUGUUCCUAAAUUCCUACAGAGAUACACCUUGCAGAAGCAGAGGCUAAUGAAAUAGCUUUGUAUUGUCAUUAACAUGACCAGUUUCUGUCACUUUAGGUUCAAAUCUAUGUCUGCCUUUUUAAGGAAGAAAAAUACUCUGCCCAGCAAAUGAAUAUUUAGCCAUGUUCAGAGAAUUAUUCUCAGUAGAGUUGGGGGCUCUCAUUUGGAAGAAGUUGAUUCCCAAACCGAGUUUUAAGGAGUAAUAUAACGAAGCUCCUUAAAACGUCGGCUGAGGAAAUAAAACGUUAAACGGACACUAGUGUGAUACUUUGUCUUAAUUUGAGUUUUUCUGUUUCAGUUUGCCACCUCCAGAUGUGAAACAGACUGCAGUCCACCCUAAGUACUGUGCACAGUAUCUAUGUCCCUGUAUGUUCACAGUGACUUCCCAAGUGGUAGAUUGGGGGCCUUAAUAUAAUCUCAUCCCAAAUUAUCUGUCUAUGCUUUUUAUUCCUCAUCAGAUAAACAAGAAAUUAAUUAGCUAAGAUGAGGAAUAUAAUUGUCCUAACAGUGUCCUUUUAAUGUUUCAUAAGAAAAUCAUGUUGACACACUAAAUACCCUUCUUUAAUUGUUGUCUGGUCAGUUGAAUUUAGUAACAUCUUGUUAGCAUUUCUGUGUAGUAAAUGUGACUAAAAAGGACUUUGGGAAAUUAACAUAAUGUCAACAGUAACUGAACUCUUCUGCUAAUCUUGAUUAAUCUAUAUAGUAACAUUUGAUUUUGUCCUGUCUUUAUUUGGUUUAAUUUAAUCAUAUGUGCAUGAUUAUUUUUGGUAUUCUGAUCAAUAAUUUUCUCUUGAAUCAUGUUAUUGCCUUUUCAUGAUCAAAUUACCAGGGAUUUUCAUUUCGAUUUUUGUUUUCACUCGGGAAUGGAAAUUAAUACAUUUUCCAUGAAAACAUUAAUAAAAGAUCAUUAGCUUGAUCUGCAAGUAGCCUAAAAUGCAGAUGCUGGUUAACCUAGUCUCAAAUUUCAUAAACCAUAACUUUUAUAUCUUACCACUAAUUUUGACUGGAUUUAAUAGCACUUUAUUGUACAAUUAUAAAAAAAUAUAUUCCUAGAAUUGUUGCCAGUGUAAUUUCUCUAAUGUUCUGGUGCUUUUCAUAUAUUUUCAGUAUUUUUAUUACUAUAUUGGUAUUUUCUUUGUAUAAAUUGAUCAAAAGAACAUGUUUUCUAUUUUAAUAUGUUUUAGAAAAUAAUUGCAUUUAUGAAAUAAAUAUCAUCAGGAAAAAAA